Molecule: messenger RNA, 954 nt
Organism: Guillardia theta CCMP2712
Lineage: Eukaryota; Cryptophyceae; Pyrenomonadales; Geminigeraceae
Exons: 2
Cellular component (GO): extracellular matrix
Molecular function (GO): protein binding
Source: RefSeq, a predicted model, not a curated record
AUGACGUCGCUGCUUACCCUGUACCUCAACUACAACUCGAUCACGUCACUUCCUGCCGGCUUGUUCGAUGACCUCACCAGCCUGCAAGCCCUCUACCUCGACAGCAACCAGAUAUCGGCCCUUCCUGACGGGAUCUUCGAUUCGCUCAAGCAGCUGACUGUCUUGAGCCUCCAGUACAAUCAGUUGACGAGCGUGUCAGCAAGGACUUUCAAGUCCUUGUCCUCCCUCAUUCAGAUCUACAUCAACAACAACAAGUUUUCCUGCAUUGACGGCCUUGCAUUCGAGAACAGCUUGAAACUCAACCUUGUUUCCCUCAACGGCAACCCCAUGAACUGCGUGCCUGCAGUGCAGUACGGAGAGUGCGCAUCUUGCACCUACCUGGACUUGUCCAGACAGGGGAUCAAGAACCUGGAUGCUAACGUGUUCAAGGGCUUCAACGUCGAGAGGCUUGACCUCACAGGCAACGAGCUGGCGGCAGUUCCCUACAGUGCCCUGUCAAGCAUGGAGUACGUGCAGACACUGGUUCUAGACAAGAACCGCAUCACUCGGCUCAGCUACGACGGGAUGUCCUUCCCUUCCUGGAUCUACACGCUCACACUCGAUGGGAAUGGGAUGGUGGAGAUCGACCCACGAGUCUUCUCCUCUAUGACGAGCCUCCAGUACCUCAGCCUCUACAACAACAGCCUGCCUUCGCUCCCUGACGGCCUGUUCGCCGGUACCAAGCAGCUCCUCACGUUCCGGGCGUCCAGCAACAGGAUAGCCUCCUUGCAGAAGGGAUUGUUCGACACCGCCAGCUCCUUGCAAAUCGUCGAGCUCAUGGACAACAAGAUCGCAUCCUUCGGCGAGGGGUGCUUCGACAAGCUCUACAACGUGCUCAUGAUGUCCCUGCAGCACAACUCCAUCUCCAUGGUCCCCCCGGCUCUCUUCAAGAACAUGACCAACCUCAAGUACCUC